UCCCCGCGCAUCCGGUGCCUCGCAGCGCAGCCGGGAGCGGGGCCAUGGGGGCCGCCCGCGAUGCGGAGCAGCAGCCGGGGCCGCCGGGCGAGGAGGGCCCGGGUGAGGCCGAGGAGCAGCUGGUGAGCACGAGCCCCUGGAACAUCAUGAUCAAGCACCGGCAGGUGCAGCGGCGCGGGCGGCGCUCCCAGAUGACCACCAGCUUCACGGACCCGAGCGUGUCCAUGGACCUGCUGCGCGCUGUGCUGCAGCCCAGCAUCAACGAGGAGAUCCAGGGCAUCUUCAACAAGUACAUGAAGUUUUUCCAGACAGCAGCAAUCAAUGUACGUGAUAACGUUGGGGAGGAGGUGGACCCAGAGCAGCUCAUCCAGGAAACCUGUAGGAGCUGCCUGGAGCAGGCCAAACUGUUGUUCUCCGAUGGCAAAAAGGUGGUUCCCAGGUUGCCUCAUGAGCAGGCAGUGCCAAAGCGUGCCCGACAGAUGGAUGAGGAGCUGAGCCGUCGAGGGAACCCCAUUCCAAAAAAGAGGAAGGGGCGGCCUCCAGGACAGAGCCUGUCAAAUGACCGUGGAGUCUCAGGCAUGGCAGCGUGGAAGCUCAAAGUCUCUGAGUCUGUGAAAAGGGAUGGACCAAAGUGGGAUCCAUCCCGACUGACUGAAACCACAACCUUUGUGCUGGGAUCUCGAGCAAACAAAGCUCUCGGGAUGGGAGGAACAAGAGGGCGACUCUACAUCAAGCAUCCCCACCUCUUUAAGUAUGCGGCCGACCCGCAGGAUAAGCACUGGCUGACAGAGCAGCAGCACAUGAGAGCCAUUGGGGGCAAGAUGGCCUACCUCCUCAUUGAAGAGGACAUUCUGGAUUUGGCUGCCAGUGAGGAUUACAGGGACUCUGUUGAUCUGCGGCUGGACGAGCUGAAGCCUUUCAUCCCACCAGCCUGGAUGACUGAAAAGAUGCAGAAGCACAUGGAGACGCUUCGCCGCGGGGGGGAUGUGCCGCCCCCCGAGGAGCCCCCCGAACCUUGAUGCCUUCCAAUAAAGCCGCU
This is a messenger RNA of Cinclus cinclus, 1039 nucleotides long. It is a transcript of the gene DNTTIP1, whose product is annotated as deoxynucleotidyltransferase terminal interacting protein 1. The record is from RefSeq and is a predicted model, not a curated record. Gene Ontology annotation, cellular component: nucleus. The transcript has 13 exons. Gene Ontology annotation, molecular function: nucleosome binding; DNA binding. NCBI's taxonomy places the organism in Eukaryota, Metazoa, Chordata, Aves, Passeriformes, Cinclidae. Bases 45 to 1019 code for a protein of 324 amino acids.